AUGUCUGUGCUCGUGGUCAGUGCUGCAGACGUCGCCCAGCUCACCGCGACGCUCUCCGCUCGCUCGCUCUGCGACGUGAUUGGCAAGACUAUGGCUGCCAUCCAUGCGAACGAGGACUCGAAGGAGGUGCCGGCACCCGUGCAAAACCCGCAGCGCAUCGCGACCGAGUCGGCAAACCACAAAACCCUUUACAUGCCCUCGCGACUAACGACCGCGGACGGCCCAGCGACAGCCAUCAAAGUCGUCUCCGUCCCGAAGCCGAACUGCACCCUGCCUGGCCUGCCAGCCACAACACUUCUGUUCGACGAAGAGACGGGAUUGACCAAGGCUGUCGUUAAUGCGGCAGAGUUGACGGGUCUACGGACGGCAGCGGCUUCGGCUCUUGCAACUACGAUCCUUGCCUCGCCCGCAUCGACCAAUCUCGUCGUCUUCGGUUCCGGCACUCAAGCCUAUUACCACGCGCGUCUGGUCAUCCAGCUCUUCCCGUCAAUCAAGAAGGCGACUGUCGUCGUGCGGAAGAUCACGCCGCGCGCUACCGACCUUGUCGAGCGGCUAUGGACAGAGGCGCCGAGUGUCGAGAUCGACACUCUGACGGACGACAAGGCGAGUGAGGUGGUCAAGGAGGCCGACAUUAUCUGCACCUGCGUACCCUCUAAAAGCCCCGUCUUCGACCUUCACGACCUGAAGCCAGGCGUGCAUAUCAACGCCAUCGGAUCCUACACACCCUCGAUGCAAGAGUUCCCGCCCGCACUCAUCGCUCCUCUCACCUCCUCUUCCACCUCUGACUCACCUCACAUCCCCACCAUCCUCGUCGACUCCCCCUCCGCCUGCCUCUCCGAAUCCGGCGAGCUUAUUCACGCGCGCAUCUCUCCCUUUUCCCUCAUCCCUCUCGGCUCGCUCCUUAGCGCAGACGGGACGCUCUCCCCCUCCUCGACUACACGGGAAAAGCUAGCGAGGUUGAGGGAAAAGGGACGGAGCUUGUUCAAGUGUGUUGGAGUUGGUGGGAUGGAUGUGAGUAUUGCGAGGUUGGUGGUGGAGGAGGCGGAGAGGAGAGGUUUGGGGACGAGGAUGCCGUUCUGA
Molecule: messenger RNA, 1080 nt
Organism: Rhodotorula toruloides NP11
Lineage: Eukaryota; Fungi; Basidiomycota; Microbotryomycetes; Sporidiobolales; Sporidiobolaceae
Product: ornithine cyclodeaminase
Exons: 8
Coding region: 1-1080 (359 amino acids)
Cellular component (GO): cytoplasm
Source: RefSeq, a predicted model, not a curated record